Beta vulgaris subsp. vulgaris (sugar beet) is the source of this 2987-nucleotide messenger RNA. Its product is annotated as anaphase-promoting complex subunit 4. Gene Ontology annotation, cellular component: nuclear periphery; anaphase-promoting complex. Lineage: Eukaryota; Viridiplantae; Streptophyta; Magnoliopsida; Caryophyllales; Amaranthaceae. The transcript has 20 exons. Gene Ontology annotation, molecular function: protein binding. Gene Ontology annotation, biological process: protein K11-linked ubiquitination; positive regulation of mitotic metaphase/anaphase transition; anaphase-promoting complex-dependent catabolic process. The record is from RefSeq and is a predicted model, not a curated record. Bases 182 to 2500 code for a protein of 772 amino acids.
UAACAUUUCGUGUAGUCCCUCUCGAUCCAUGGUCACCUCUUCUUCAAAGAAACAUUUGAUUGCACAUAAAACCCCUCAAAAUCCCGCCUUUUAGUUUCAGUUCACUUCCAAUUUCUGCUGCUUGUAUUUUUUUGUUCUUCUCACUGUUCAUUCCUUUUGAAUUUAUCACUCAAUUUUAGCAAUGGAAACCGAUGAAUCGGAGCGAGUCGUUCCUUUUCAGCUUCAAUUUGAUAAACCAGCGCCUUCCCAGAUAAAAAUGGCGGAGUGGAAUCCGGAAAAAGAUUUAUUGGCAAUGGUUACGGAGGACUCUAAAAUUAUAUUGCACCGCUUCAAUUGGCAGCGGUUGUGGACCAUUUCACCUGGAAAGUGUAUAACAUCGUUAUGUUGGCGUCCUGAUGGUAAAGCAGUAGCAGUUGGCCUUGAAGAUGGAACCAUUUCAUUGCAUGAUGUUGAAAAUGGGAAAUUGUUGAGAGGCGUGAAGUCCCACAGAGUUGCUAUAGUUUGUCUUAACUGGGAGGAGGAUGAUGGAUGUGGAGAGGAUGGAGACAAUACCGUGUCUUAUGAAGACCGCACAUUGCGUUUCUUCGCUCCUGCUCCAAGGAUCCCACGGAUGCCUGGAGUAGUAUCCGGAGAUUCCACUCUUAUGGAUAACUCUGAAGAACCAUUUCAGAACUCGCUAAAUACUUCGCAUCAACGUUUUAACAUUCUAUGCAGUGCAGAUAAAGAUGGAGACAUUUGCUUUAGCAUAUUCGGUAUAUUUCCCAUUGGAAAAAUAAAUAUACACGGUUUGUCUCUUCCUGUAACGGGUGAUCAAGUAGCUUGCCAGAUCCUUGAUGCUUCCAUUUAUAAAGUUGCUUUGUCAAAGGAUUUUUGUCGCUUGAUCAUCUUAUGCUCUGGAGAAUACUCUAGCGGUAGUAGUGAAACCACUCGCGGAUUGUCUGGACAUAAAACCCAGGGUAUGCAUUGCUUGGUGCUGGACACCUGUAUUUUCCAGAAGAGGAAACAAGAGCUUCAUCAAGUAGCUCAACAGGCCUCCAACAUCGAAGAUUUAACUGAGGUCAUUCGAGCAUCACUUUCAAUGAUGUAUAAGCAAUGGUGUGAUGCCAUGCAGAUAUUCCAUGACAAAUUCCAUUCUCUAUCUACAUUAAUUGCUAGCAACGGACUGGACUCGUCUCCUCAGGAAGAGUUCCUGAGCCUUUUAGGAGGCGCUCGAACUAGUCCACCUGUUCAUCAAUUUCUGGUCAAUUCUCUUGGUGAAUCGGGACUCAAGCGUGUAAUGAAGGCUGUAUCUAAUGCAGGAAAUGAACUUCAGCUUAUUCUCCUUGAUCAUAUCCAGCCUGCAGCAGAAAUUAUUGGAUUUAGAAUGGGAGAACUAAGAGGUCUUUCAAGGUGGCGGGCACGCUAUGGGGGCAUUGGCCUCGAUGAGAAACUUAUUGAUAAUGCAACAGAAAAAGUAGGAAUGCUGCUUGUACAAGUAGUUCGUUUUGUGCAGAUUCUUGCGUCUGUUUCUCAGCAGUACUCAAAUUUUUCUAGCUGGCUGUUAAGGUGUAUAAAGAUACUUAUGUCAGAACCAAGUGAUCAGCUUCCAUCAUACAACAGUGAACUCGUGAUUAUGUUUCUAAAGUUUCUCUAUGAUCGGGAUCCAGUAAAGCUGCUCUUGGACCAAUCUGCGGUUGAUCAUAAUGUACCCAUCAAUUUGGAUACAAAACAACGCGUUGAAGAACUUGUUAAACUAGGAGGAUUUGCUGAUACUGAUUGCCUAAGCAGAACCUUGGCUAAGGAAUUCCAGUUUAUGGAAUCCAGUUUCAAGGAGGCUUUCAAUAUGCCCUAUACUACCAUUUCGAAGGAGAUAGUUUGUGAGCAGAUGCUGCCUCUCUAUCCCUUCGAAUCUUCACCACCAUCCACCUUUGGCAGUGUUCCAACAUCAAUAUCAUUCUACUGGGAUGCUGCUCCUGAUGUUUUAACACGUGAAACCAGUGGAGAAAACCUUGUGGAUUACAUCACUUUCCAAGUACCUGAGUGGUGCUCAUCAGAUGUUUCAAAUUGUAUUUGCAUACUACGAGGAGUUAUAAGUGAAGCGGACAAUAUUAGAAACAGAUAUACUACACUUGAAGCCUUGUUGCUAUCUGUGUCAAAGGAUUUGAAUUGCGUGGAUCUAUCUCUGUAUAAAGAACGUCAGAUUGUUUUGCUGUUGAAUGGAACCACUUCUGAUAGCAGUGGACAUGCGCAACUCAUGAUGGUUCAAACAAGCGACCUUCCAUUUGUACCUAUAUCAAGAUCAACCAGUCAAAAUAUUUGGAAUUUAGAACAGUUGCAGGACUCUAUCUUGCCUUUUCAAAUGGAGGGUGCAAAGGUUCGAAGUAUCCCUCACAAUGUGGUUCCACCUCUUGCAGUAAGUUCAUCCAGAGGUGUGGGUUGUGUUUUUGCUUCUAGAAAACGAGCUUUAGUUUAUAUUCUCGACGAAGAUGAGGAGGAAGAAGAAGCUUCCGAUAUGGAUUGAUAGUUGAUCAUCCAAUGCUGUGUUGGGACUUCUCGGAGGAAAAAAGGGGGCACCAGUGCUCAAGCCUCAAGCCCCAUCAUUGGAGGGCAAUUCAACAACAUUUAACUAUACAGCAGGGUGACUGAAUAUGUGGUCUGUGUGAUCCGAAAACUGCUUCUGAAUUAUUGAAGAGCACAUAUCAGAAAUGAUCAGAUUUUGUCAAAGUUCUAUCACCAAGGAGAAGAAUUACUAUCGCAUUAGAUAUGCAGUUGAAGUCGUGAAAUUACAAUAGAAAGUAGUGUGAUUUAUGCAGAUAAUUUUUCUCCCUUCAAUGUCAUCUUCGAUAAUGGUGAGAGCUCCUUGUUUCAAUGUACAGUACAUGUGGUUUUAUUAACAAUCAAUCAAAUUAUUGUAUUUUGCUUGUAGUAAUGACAUCUAAAACGUGAACAUCGAAGAUGGGUUUAUCUUCCUAUGCAAUAAAUCUGUUGUUUGCCAUGGCAGCUUCACU